GAACACGAAGGUAUCGAACUUAGUGUAUUGAGACAUUUUGUUCGUUGGAAGUUAGUCGACGACAUUUGGAACGGAAAGAUACAUUUGACAUGAUUUAGUGUGACGUUGAGAGAGAAAAAUGGUUUGAUCGAGGGUGCCCUUAAUUACUAAUUUCAUAACUUGCUGUUAAUCGAUCUGACAGUGAUAUUAGUGGAUGUGGUUGGUAGUGCCUGAUUAAUCGUGAUCGAUAUUUUGAACAAAGAGCAACGAGAAACGAUCAGUUUGGAGUUUCACUUUGACGUCGUGAGACUAUCGUUAAUUAGACAUAGAAGAAUCGUUUGGUGACAGGUAAGGGUUUCAACUUCUGUAUUCAUUUUCUUCUAUAGACUGAAUUUAAUUUUUCGCUUUGAUAAUCGUUUAUAAAAGAGAAGCGAUAAUUAUUAGUUCUACCUAAGAAUGUUACUAAUAAAUUAGGAAAAAGAAAUUUUAAUUGGAUUCUUGAUAAUGAGUGAAAAUUAAUUUAAAAGAUUGUAUUUGGAAUUUUGAGAAUCGAUCGAGUCCUCAGUUUCAGUGCAAUGUAACGUUAUCAGUCGCGUGAGUUUGGCUCAUAUGUGAUUUAUGUGCAAGCUAAAUGUUUCCAACAAAUUGUAGCAUAGUGAUUUCUCAAAGUCCUGUAUCAAAUGUCUUGUAAUUAUAAGCAAUUGUUUCGUUUGGACGAUCAAGGGUAAUAUACUCUAUUUUUGAUUUUAAAAAUGCCGCCAUUUGUGUAGACGUACACACGCAAGUAUUUAUUAUGUAGACACGAUGGCUCGUAGACACGAACGUUUCUCGUUGUCGUAUUUUCCAAACAGGUCAGUUAUUUCGAGCACUCGACCACUUUCUCGCUCCUGACAAUGACAUUAGUCAUUCUAAUCGAUGUCUCGAAAUCGAUGGUUCUUCUGUCAGCUAUUUCGUUUCCGUGUUUAUUCCAUAUGAUAAUAUUGUUUCACGUAUUCGCUUAAAUUUAAUUGGCAAAUGAUUAAUUUCCCUGAAUCCAUUUUCAAGUAAACAUAUCAGUUUAACCUUUUGCUCUAUCUGAUACGAAAAUGAACAAUUUGAUAUAAAAAUUUUGCGAAAGAUCGAUAUAUUAUUUUACUUUUAACUUGGAAAUCGUUCUUUUAAUUUUUCAAUAUCUAAUUAACCACCUCAGUCCCUAAGACCGUCUGUUUUAACGAAUGGUAAAUAAUCAAAUAAUUGCGUUGAUACAUCAGAAGUACUAUCUUCUUAUAUCCCUGAUAUUAGUGUUAAAACAGGUUUGAAAAACCUUCAAUUAUUUCAUUUAUUCUUAGCCUUCGAUGGCUUAAAAUUUUCUCGGUUAUUUUCCAAUAGAGUUCAAUAUAUUGAUCGAAAACUUAGUUUAGUUAAGCACUGUAACCGGAAGUCACCCUUAAGUCGCCGGGUAAGAGGAUUACGAGUAAUAAAGAAACAAUAUUAAUCAGAAAAUUAUUCCAUUCAAUUUUUCUCCUGCAUUUAAUUAAAUAUGACAGAGUCGACAAACUUUCCUUCGGUUCUUCUAUCUCAUUUGCAAAUCUAUAAUAUCGAUAUCCAAACGAUAACUCGAACACCAUUAACCAGCACUCGAGGCUAUUUCUUUCGUCGAAACUUUCCUCAGACAUGUAGAUAUCACGUUGACAUCGCCGCGUAUACCGAAUCAGCCCUUUUUAAAGAUGAUCUCGCGAGCGUGGUUCGUAUGCAAUUCAAUUUGAACGAGUCGCGUGUCACGAUUCACUUGACUCCCGGCACAGUAAUUGGCCGGCACUCGAGCAAAUACUUACACUUAAUUUAACGUUUAACCGAAUCGAAAACAAAGCGAACAGUUGCCGGACUUCGCUCGUUCUUUCAGUUCAUUUCCGAACGUCUUUCGAUCAGCAUAUCGGGUCUCCUCUUUCAUCUCCGUUGCCUUUCAAAAUCUAAAAUCAUAAUUGAGACUUUGCUGCUCGAACUAUGGAAGGGGAAAACGUGAAUGACGGAAUGUGAAACAUCAAAGGAACUGCCGAAUGACAUUUAUUUCAAAGACUAGAAGACUGAAAACUUUGUUAUACGACUUUUAUACUGCUACGCCUGGAAAUCAAGGAUGGAUUCUGUUUCAGCGAAAUGAAGGACGAGAAGAGUAACUCUAUAUUGCCCACUGAAGCGACUCGAUUGAGACCAAGAUUGGAAAGUUUCGAUGAUGUUCUGCCGUAUGUCGGUGACUACGGGAGAUAUCAAUGGCUGUUGUUAUUGUCGUUACUACCUUAUGGCGCGACGUACGCGUUUCUUUAUUUCUCGCAAUUUUUCAUUACGAUUAUUCCCACGGAACACUGGUGCAGGAUAGACGAAUUAGUAAACUCGAAUUUCACCGAAGAAGAGAGGAUUAAGAUAGCGAUUCCAGUGACGAACGUUUAUCCUUAUUACGAACAAUGUCAACGGAAGGACGUAAACUUCACAGAGCUGUUGAAGAGCGAUAAGAGCCUGAGCUCAUCGGGCUUCCAAACAAACAAAACGAUAAAAUGUACUCAAUGGGAGUAUAAUUUUACGCAGAUUCCAUAUCCUAGUAUAGGAACUGAGCUAGAUUGGGUAUGCGACCGAGAAUACCUCGUAUCAACGGCGCAGGCCAUCUUCUUCUGCGGAUCCAUCAUCGGUGGUUUCCUAGUCGGUUGGAUCGCCGAUCACAAGGGUCGUAUCCCAGCUUUAAUGUUCUGCAAUGGUAUCGCCCUUUUUGCCUCCAUUUUCACUGCCAGCGCAAAUAGUUUUUGGUCAUUCGCCGUCUGUAGGUUUCUCACUGGACUGGCGUUCGAUAACUGUAUCAACAUUCCUCUGAUUAUCGGUAAGCCUUCUACGAAGUAGAAAGUGCGAGAGGUUCGACCGAUAAGCCAAUGUUUCAGUCACGCGAGAGAUAACGUUAGUAUGAAGUCAAUGUUUCUAUUACGUGAAAGAUGAUGUUGCGUGAGAAAUUUUUGAUGAAUUGUUCCUCGAAGAUAAUUUUGACGUUGCUGUACUCGAUUGAACUAUACGGUUCGAGUUCUUGAUUCAAGAGCUUUUGCAACCACCAGAGAUGAAUAUAUUGAUUUUGUUAUUGUUAAAGAUCGUUUCAUCGAUUUUCAUGUCGUCGAGGAUAGUUAUAUCUUGAUAUUCUUAAAUCGAGUUAUACAAGGUGGUUGGUAAUUGGUGGUACAAGCGGAAAGAAGUC
Messenger RNA from Bombus huntii, 3187 nucleotides. RefSeq names its product carcinine transporter-like. The record is from RefSeq and is a predicted model, not a curated record. The transcript has 4 exons. Bases 2113 to 2844 code for a protein of 243 amino acids. Gene Ontology annotation, molecular function: transmembrane transporter activity. NCBI's taxonomy places the organism in Eukaryota, Metazoa, Arthropoda, Insecta, Hymenoptera, Apidae. Gene Ontology annotation, cellular component: membrane. Gene Ontology annotation, biological process: transmembrane transport.